Messenger RNA from Neoarthrinium moseri, 1143 nucleotides. RefSeq lists its product as uncharacterized. NCBI's taxonomy places the organism in Eukaryota, Fungi, Ascomycota, Sordariomycetes, Amphisphaeriales, Apiosporaceae. The record is from RefSeq and is a predicted model, not a curated record. The transcript has 5 exons. The coding region runs from base 1 to 1143 and encodes 380 amino acids.
AUGGAUGACAGGAGCUCUCGACUUCUUGCCUCGUGCUGGUCACUGGUGGCUGCGAGCGCCAUAUUCCUCACCUUGCGUGUCUACUGCAAGUUAUGGCGUGGCAGAGGAUUGUGGUGGGACGACCAUCUGAUGAUCGUUGCCUGGUUGGCUUUGGCAAUUGCAGUAUCGAUAAAUACGUAUAUUGUAUCCCUUGGAUUCGGUCGCCACAUAUGGACGAUAAGUGACGAGAACCUGAAAACGAUCAAUCUAAACACGAUUCUUGUUGCCGCCUUUGGACUCAUGUCAACUUCUAUCAGCAAAACGUCGUUCGCAGUUACCUUGUACCGAAUUGUUACAAACAUAUGGGUGAAGCGGUUUCUUAUCUUUGUCAUCGUGACAAUAAAUCUAUCGAUGAAUCUGGUUUGGGUUUUCGGCUUCGCCAAAUGUACACCUAUCGAAAAGGUGUGGGAUAGCAGCGUGCCUGGCACAUGCUGGAACAAGACAAGUCUGAACAAAUAUCAGCUUUUUGCAGCCUACUAUUCCUCGAUCCUAGAUUUUGUGCUGGCCUUUCUUCCCUGGAAAAUACUCAUGGGUAUGACAAUGCUUCGUCGCGAGAAGUUCGGAGUAGCUGUUGCAAUGAGUAUGGGAGCGAUAGCUGGUGCGACUGGUAUUGUUAAGGCAGUUCUGGUGGUCAGCAUGACAAGCACUGAUAUCACCUACGAUCGUGUUGACCUUACCAUAUGGACGCUUGCGGAACCUGCGGUCACUAUCAUGGCUGCUUCUAUACCAGUAUUGAGAAUGCUGUACCACGAGCUCAAGUCAAGUCAAAAAAGUUACUUCCGAAGCAAAUCACAAUCAAAUACGCAGCCCAAUGGCGCAACAGGGAAUAUUUAUGCCAAGAGAGGAACUAUGUAUGGCCGCAACUCGCACUACGGCCGUAAUUCUGUUGUCAUCAUGUCAACUACAGGGUGGCAGGAGUCCCAAGAGGCGCUACAGGACGUCGGAACUCCUCGAACUGAGGAUUCUCCGAAUAUGAGCGGCAUCGUUAAGACAGAGGAGGUCAGCGUGGAGCAUCAACGUCUGAGCAAACUCAGUGGUGUGGACUCUGUUGAGAUGCACAGUCUGGAACCAAUCCACCAUAACGGGAAGAGCGACGCGGUUUAA